Molecule: messenger RNA, 897 nt
Organism: Haliotis rubra (blacklip abalone)
Lineage: Eukaryota; Metazoa; Mollusca; Gastropoda; Lepetellida; Haliotidae
Product: N,N'-diacetylchitobiase-like
Exons: 4
Coding region: 23-787 (254 amino acids)
Biological process (GO): carbohydrate metabolic process; glycosaminoglycan metabolic process; ganglioside catabolic process
Cellular component (GO): membrane
Molecular function (GO): beta-N-acetylhexosaminidase activity
Source: RefSeq, a predicted model, not a curated record
UGUCUGUGUAUUUCAGGUGGUAAUGGCUCAGGCUACACAUCUGUACUUUGACCACCCCUACGAGCCGGACCCGCUAGAGCGAGGGCUGUACUGGGCUCCUCGCUACACAGACACCCGGAAGACGUUCGGUUUCAUGCCCAUGAACAUGUACGCCAACGCUGACGUGGCGAGGUCGGGGGAUCCGCUGACGAAGAAGGACGUCUGUGGGGAGGACCUGGAUGGGUGUAUCCCGCUGGAGAAGCCGGAAAAUAUUGUUGGAAUGCAGGGCCAUCUGUGGAGCGAGCUCGUAAGGAACCGCGACAUCGCCGACUACAUGAUGUUUCCGCGCCUGCUGGCCCUGGCUGAGAGGGCGUGGCACGAGGCGGCGUGGGAGGAGGAGGAGGUCAACACGACAAGACAAGCCAUGGAGGACAGGGACUGGGAGAGGUUCGCCAACACCCUGGGGUACAGUGAGCUCAAGAGACUCGAGAAUAUCGGCAUCAAGUACCGGGUACCUCCCCCGGGAGCAAUAGUUGAAGGCGACCUACUGCGGACGAACGUGGCGUACCCAGGUCUGACGGUGGAGUACAGUUUGGACGAGGGGCAGUCAUGGUGUCAGGCUACAGAACCAGUCCUGCUGAGACUAGCCAAGAGUACACGGAUAUUGCUAAGGACAAGAGGCGCCAACGGAUCACGCGUUAGUCGAGUAGUACAUCUUUUCACCGGGGCGACGGUAAACAGCGGAACUACGAUAUACUCUAUGUCGACAGCAUUAGUUUUGUCUGUUAUAUGUGUUGUGUUUAUGUAAAUGUUAUGAACCACAUUACAUCGGCUAAUUCAUAAUGCUUCUUUCACGAAACCCUAACCACAUUGAAAUUGUAAUCAUUAGUGUUUAUGUAACAUUGUCCGUCCAGAGUC